This is a messenger RNA of Amphimedon queenslandica, 896 nucleotides long. RefSeq lists its product as uncharacterized. The transcript has 4 exons. NCBI's taxonomy places the organism in Eukaryota, Metazoa, Porifera, Demospongiae, Haplosclerida, Niphatidae. Bases 90 to 896 code for a protein of 268 amino acids. The record is from RefSeq and is a predicted model, not a curated record.
CUAGUCUAGUAUAGUACCGAAAUACACCCACUUUUUUGUGCUCUACUUAGUGAGGGCAUAGAAAAUUUUGUUCUUGAGUUAUUCUCAAGAUGAUUGAUGUCUCUCAAUGGAGAGCAAGUAUUGGACUGUGGAACUACUGUCAAGCUGCCUCCAGUAGACCAGCUAAUGGCCGCCACUCUUACUCAUUCAAAGCUAAAGUCGAGGCUAAAGUAGACAGCUGGUCAGGCCAUACUACAUCAGGAGAGAAGACAUCUAAACUGCCAGCAGUUCUGUCUUUCACUGUUUCCCUUCUUUUAUCUUUAUUAAGAUGUAUAAAGUUCAUUUUUUCCCCUUCAACUGGUAUAAUUUCUGGUACAGCUAUGAUCUGCCUCCAGUCAUUAGUCUUGUUUAUAGCUACUAUUUGCAGUAACUCUGACCUGAUCUAUUAUUUGGUUUUACUUCUCCUCCUCCUGUUAUCAGGAGAUGUUGAAGUCAAUCCUGGUCCUAUGAUUGAUGAUCAACCAUCUUGUCUCUUAUUUGCAAAAUGUAUUAAACCACUUGUCGACUGGAAACCAUUUGCUCUUUGUCUUCCUGGAAUGACACAAUCUGAUGUCAGUAUAAUUGAUAAAGCAAAAAGAAAUGCUCACCUCCAAAAAAUGGCUUUACACAAGAAAUGGCUACAAGCUAAUCCUCAGGCAUCAUGGAGAGAUGUCAUUAAUGCUUUGAAACAAUGUAAAGAGAAUGAACUAGCUAGAACUAUUGAACAUGAAAUGGAAUGGUCUACUGGAGGAGCUAAUAAUGAUGGCAAUACAUCAACGAAUCCUACUGGAAAAAAUUCUAAUGAUAAUAUGGAAGCCAUGACUAAAUUUAGUACUAAUCCUGGUCAUAUAACAGAUACACUAUACACUGCAGAAUAA